This is a messenger RNA of Arctia plantaginis, 1929 nucleotides long. The record is from the annotation of a GenBank genome assembly. NCBI's taxonomy places the organism in Eukaryota, Metazoa, Arthropoda, Insecta, Lepidoptera, Erebidae.
AUGGAAGCUGUAGACCUUAGACAGGACAAUAAUAGAUGCGGCGGUGACGCGAUGUCUGUCGCGCCGGCGGUGAAGCGCGAAUUGGACCUGGAGAGCGGCGGCGGCAGCCCCGGCCGCAAGCGGCGUAAGCAAGCGGCGCCGACCCGUGCAACUCCACAGCAACUCGCGCCUCCGCCGCUCGAUCUUCACGCCAAGAUGGCUGACAUUUACAAGAGCGCGCUCGCCUUCGGGGAGCUCGCAAUACCCGCCUUUGACCCUCUCGCCGCCUUCCGUCUACUACCCCGCCAUGAACCACCCCGGAUUUUCAAUCCGGAAGCGUACUGCGAUCUUUGUUGUAAAGAGUUCUGUAAUAAAUAUUUCUUGAAGACUCACCGCGCUAACAAGCACGGUAUCUACGAUGGUACUGAGAUGCAGCCGGCACCACCGCCGCCUGCGCAGCUAUCACCGCCGCGUCGCGCCUCCGACGAGGAAUCUGGUGGUACACCACGAAGACUAUCACCUGAUUCUGCGAGAAGAGCCCGCGAAGCCGGUUUUCAGCCAGAUGCUCUACGCCGACUCGGCGUAGUAAACCCUGAGGCGUUUUGUGAAAUCUGUUGCAAAGAAUAUUGCAACAAAUACUUUCUCCGUACGCAUCGAGAACGACGACACGGUGUGCCUAUUCGACGGUCGCCGAUACAUGACCAUUCGCCACCCUCGGCUACACCUCCUGCAGGCCCAUUAGGAACGCCACUUGGAACGCCUCUAACUACGCCCUUGGCCACGCCACCAGCUCUAUCGGUGCCACCACCUGAUACGCCACCCCGAUCGCACUCAUUACCACCACCGUUAGAGCCCGAAGAAAUGGCUGAAGUCAAGCGUGAGUGUGAGGAUGAACUAGAAGCAGCGCUGCGGGACGGACAAACGAGUCCGCUAAACUUGAUCGUAGAAGAGCGUGGCGUCUCUUCGCCGGGGUCCGCAAGUGAAGAGCUGCGCAAGCUGCAGACAAUGAUUUCCCAAUUGAAUGAGUUGGCAGCUGAGCGCUUAGCAGACGAACCAAACGAUCCAGGUCCCCGGCCACCAUCCACGUCACCGCCACCUCAAGAUGAGCGCCGCGCGUCCUCCUCUGGCUCUAGCUUUUGUGAGAUCUGUAAUAAGGAACUGUGUAAUAAAUACUUCAUGCGCACGCAUAUGCAGCGAAUGCACGGUAUUUCGUUAGAGAGCGGCACGCAAUUGGGAGGCGUUACAUGCGACAUCUGCCACAAAGAGUUAUGCAGUAAAUACUUCCUUCGCGUGCACAAGCAUAACACUCAUGGCAUUCCUGCACCGCCAGCACCUGCGGCCACGGCACCCGCCGAACCGUGCCCACUGUGCGCGCGACGGUUCAGAGGUCCACGUGCGUUGCGGGCACAUUUGCUGGCUGAACAUGCACCACCGGCGCGACCACCACCUCCACCACCCCGGCCGCUCGACCUGCUAGCGAGAGAUAAGCCGUACGCUUGUUCCUAUUGUCCUUUCACCACAGACGUACUAGCAUUUCUAUUCGCGCACGAACGUGCACAUGCGCAGCAGCAAGCGAACGAGCCACCCGACCUGCCACCGGAGCCUCCGGGCAGCGGAGGGAGCAUAGGGGACAUGGAAACUAGUGACAUGGGCCCCGAGAGCCUCGAGGGGGGUGAUGGGAGUGAGAGUGACGCGACGUACUCGUGCUCACGCUGUGAGUUCCGCGCGGAGGGUUUCGCUGCGCUGGAGGCGCACCUGCGUGCGGCUCAUGGCGGGGCGGGUGCGCUGCUAGCGGUACCGCGAGCGCCGCAGGCCCCGCUCACCAUGCAGCCCUUCGUGGUGGAGGAGGCGGGCGGCGCGUUGAGCCUGGUGCCCGCGCUGGUGUUCCUGCCGGUGCGGCGUCGCGCCACACGUCGCGCUACGGUGACGUUGACGCUGACGCCGGCCUAG